Molecule: messenger RNA, 900 nt
Organism: Penicillium oxalicum
Lineage: Eukaryota; Fungi; Ascomycota; Eurotiomycetes; Eurotiales; Aspergillaceae
Product: VIT1/CCC1 transporter family protein
Exons: 2
Coding region: 1-900 (299 amino acids)
Biological process (GO): intracellular manganese ion homeostasis
Cellular component (GO): fungal-type vacuole membrane
Molecular function (GO): iron ion transmembrane transporter activity; manganese ion transmembrane transporter activity
Source: RefSeq, a predicted model, not a curated record
AUGUCGAUCACCUCAGCAAGCGGCCUUAUGUCACGCUACUCUCAAUUAUCGGACCACCGGUCGUCAAUUGACGAUGAGAAUGAGAAAGAAAUGGCAUUCAAACUGCAGCACGACGUCGAAGCUGCCGACAAUCAACGUCCUCGGUCUGGAGGGGCGGAGAAAAAGGCCUCGCGAUGGAUUGAUGGUCGAACCGUUUCCGAUGCAAUUAUCGGUCUCUCCGAUGGCAUGACAGUUCCAUUCGCCUUAACUGCGGGACUGUCAGCUCUGGGGGACACCAAGGUGGUCGUCUUUGGCGGUAUGGCUGAGCUUAUCGCAGGCGCCAUCUCGAUGGGCCUGGGCGGCUACCUCGGUGCAAAGAGUGAAGAAGAGUCAUACAAGGCUACGUUGAAGGAGACUGAGAACCAGACCAUGGUCGAUCCCGCCUCAGUGUCGACCACCAUUGAGGACAUUUUUGAGCCCUAUGAGCUCCCUGCUGAGCUGGUUUCUCAACUCACCAACCACCUAUCGGCCUCCCCGAUGCUCCCAUCCUUCCUCAUGAACUUUCACCACACUCUACCAGAGCCUUCAGAUUCUCGUGCGGUCAUUUGCGCCCUCACCAUCGCUCUGGGUUACUUCAUCGGUGGAUUCGUCCCUUUACUCCCCUACUUUUUUGUGGGUCCUGAGGACGCUUUCAUCGCACUGCGUUGGUCCAUCGCCACGAUGGCUAUUGCACUGUUCUUAUUUGGAUAUGGAAAGACCUGUUUUGUGAGCGGAUGGGCUGGCCGACGAAAUAUUCGAAAAGGGGUCGUCGGUGGUUUUCAGAUGGUCUUGGUCGGUGGUGUGGCUGCCGGUUCCGCGAUGGGGCUCGUCAAAGCCUUUCAACUACUGGCCCAUGGUUCUGGCCAUGCAAAGCAAGAUUAA